This is a messenger RNA of Peronospora farinosa, 336 nucleotides long. The record is from the annotation of a GenBank genome assembly. Lineage: Eukaryota; Oomycota; Peronosporomycetes; Peronosporales; Peronosporaceae.
AUGGAGCGUUGGCUCGAGGUCCGUGGCAAGGUACAGAACGUCAUGUUCCGGCAGACUGUAAUCCGUGCCAUGCAAAAGCGGGGACUAGAAGGCGGUGCCACCAACGACAGUCAAGACAAAAACCUGGUACGAAUGACGCUGCGUGGAGACUUUGAGCAGAUGGAAGACCUGGUAGCAGCGCUGCGUCAUGGUAAAGCGCUCAACACGUGGGGAGCUAGAGCCACUAGUAUCAAAGAUGUGGAUGCAGAGCACGGCCUGGCACUUGAUGCCCAUCAAGUGACCACUACCACCGUCGAUACUCGCCGCUGGAACCCCAACAUUACCAUGUUUAUCUAA